UGAUAUUCUAUUGUCAUGGAUAUACCAGUUUAUUUAUUCAUCCACCUAUUGAAGGACAUCUUGGUUGCUUCCAAGUUUCGUGACUUGUCUUUCUUGACUGCUUUUAAGACCACCUCUUUUUCUUGGUGUUCUCUGGUUUCACAAAACUCUAGGUGGAGGCAGGGAAAGAAGACGUUCCUGUGUGACCCACUGAUCCCCACUCUGUGGCAGACACCCUCCCUCUUGACUCCCUGAUUCUGCUCCUAAGAAAGAUGCUACCUAUUCCGGUCCCAGGGAUGUUUCCUUUGUCGAUGAGACUGUUAGUGCUGCUGCUGCUGCCCCUGAGUCAGGCUGCUCCCAAGGAUGGAACCACGAGGCCGGACCCCGAGGUGCAGCAGCAGCCCCUGCCCAACCCCUUCCAGCCGGGCCAGGAGCAGCUCCGCCUUCUCCAGAGCUACCUAAAGGGACUAAAGAGGAUGGAAGAGGACCCGGAGCACAUGAACCGGGAGCAGGUUCUGCUCUACCUCUUUGCCCUCCAUGACUACGACCAGAGUGGACAGCUGGACGGCCUGGAGCUCUUGUCCAUGCUGACAGCCGCUCUGGCCCCUGGAGCUGCUGACUCUCCUGCCACCAACCCGGUGAUCCUUGUCGUGGACGAGGUCCUCGAGACCCAGGACCUGAACGAGGAUGGACUCAUGACGCCUGCAGAGCUCAUCAACUUUCCAGGAGAGGCCCCAAGGUCCUGGGAGCACAGGCAGCCCCUGGAGCCACGAGAUUUGGGCGGACCACCCCUGUCAGCUAAAAGCCCGCCCAGGCAAGAAGCCCAGGAAGCCCCGAGUCCCAGGGAAGAAGCUGGGGGGCAGGUGGAGGCCAGAAGGGAGGCCCUGGAGCCCGUGCAGGAGGCUGGAGGAAAAGCGCCAGGCCCCCGAGGGGAGGCGGGGGGACAGGCAGAGUCCAGGGACACUGGGAAGGACGCAGAAGAGCUUCCGGGAGAAACACUGGAGUCUAAGGACACCCCAGAUGAGCUUGAGGUUCACGCUGUACAACUGGAGAAUGACGAGAUAUAAACCUUGAGGAUACCGGUUUGUGCCCCUCGGAGUUUCGGUGCCAGAACAUAAGCUCCGAAGGGUGGGGUGUGUAUGUUGGGACAAGGACCACCUCUGUGUCCCCUUCCUGGUCACAUUAAGUGGCAGGUCUUUCUGUGCAGCUCAUGGAGACCCUAAGUUGAGGGGCAGCUUUAGGGCCCAGAUGACCAAUAAAGGACUGAAUAAACCCAUCCCUCUGGGCCAUCUGUCUACUGGCCCAGCCUGGCUCAGACCUCAGGGGGUUGGGGACUGGACAGCCCUCUUGGGGAGCAGGGAUUCAGCUUUCCCAGUGUUCCCAGCUGGUGCUGAGACCCAGCAGAGUAGCGCCUUAGGCCAUAGCCAGCCAUAGACACCCCCAGAAGAGAGCUCAGCCCUCCCUGUCUCCCUGGGGCCCCAACACACUUGUGUCCCCCUCACCCAGUGUUCAGACACCCAGUGCCCCCCUGCAU
This is a messenger RNA of Pteronotus mesoamericanus, 1513 nucleotides long. RefSeq names its product cell growth regulator with EF-hand domain 1 (gene CGREF1). Bases 252 to 1046 code for a protein of 264 amino acids. The transcript has 7 exons. The record is from RefSeq and is a predicted model, not a curated record. Gene Ontology annotation, molecular function: calcium ion binding. NCBI's taxonomy places the organism in Eukaryota, Metazoa, Chordata, Mammalia, Chiroptera, Mormoopidae.